Messenger RNA from Fonsecaea nubica, 675 nucleotides. RefSeq lists its product as hypothetical. Bases 1 to 675 code for a protein of 224 amino acids. The transcript has 3 exons. The record is from RefSeq and is a predicted model, not a curated record. Lineage: Eukaryota; Fungi; Ascomycota; Eurotiomycetes; Chaetothyriales; Herpotrichiellaceae.
AUGUCCAGUGCGUCCCAAUCCUCCCGGCCCGUCGUGCCAAUGCCGCGCUGGUCCAACGCAAUUGGAUGUGCGAGGGCUGUUAUUGCGAUUCUUGUCCUCGCCUUUACUGCCGCAAGCACUGGUAUCUGGGGUGGCUUUCCUGCCUUUGGAAUUGCACUGUUCACCUCAUCAGCAACGUUGAUCAUCUUUGCGUACUAUUUCGUCGCCCUUUCUCGCAAGCCAGCGCUCUACAAUCGCUGGGCAAUUCUCGCCCUCGAGGUGGGUGGCACCCUCUUCUGGCUGGUCAGCUUUGCACUAUUGUCGAGGUGGACAAGCUUUUACAGUCGUUUCUGGUAUGGCAGAGGACCAAGCUACGGUUUCUGGCAUGCUCCGUUUAGGCCUUCGGACAUGGGACUCAGUCCGAGGACUAUCGUCGAGAGAGCUUCCAGCAGCAGAAGAGCAGGCGUCGCCCUUGCAGGAACUGCUGCUGGACUUGGAGGCAUUGAAUUCGUUCUCUUCGGUAUUACCCUGACAGUCUUCGGGUUGGCUCUUCAUCGCCAAAGAGUGGCCGAGUCUAAUCGAACUGGAGCUGCCUCUGCGCCGGCUUCAGCGCCAAUGUCUGCCGGUACACCUGCGAUCGAGGAGGAGAAGGCAGAAGAGACGACACUGGAGAAGCCGCAGCCGGUUGUUGUUUGA